GAGCGAGCGAAAGCUUUCUUCCAUUCCGCUCUGAAGAGGAGCAAUUUCGGUUGACGAAGAGCUUGAGAGCCGAACAAGAGUGAGAGACUGGGAGAGCAUCCACAGGAUAGUGGGUGGUGGAUACCACCCGCCUGACAACAAUCCAUCGUAGCCGCGGUCGGAUCCUUCCAUUGUGCCCCGUAGUAGAUUUGUUGUGUUUGUGUGGCCAUAGAGAAGUUGGAACAGAGUUUUGGCGACGGGUGGUGACGAAGAAGCUGAAGAAAUAAGAAGAUAAGGAGUGCACAAAGGGAGCGCAAAAAGUGUGGGAGAUAAAGAGAACAUAACAUACAGCUUUCGGCUUUGACAUAAAUACUUACCGAGAAGGGGCACAACAGGCGAUUCCCAGCGAAAAGGGUCUCCCCCAGUCGAGCUAAGUGCCACGUAAAUAUUUUAGAGCAACCGAUUGUUCUUUUAGUUUCUGGGGUUCGUGAAAGGUUGAGAAAAGCAGAAGAAGCAGUUUGUGCAUAAAAGAAAAGGGUUAAAAGUAUUACAUUUUUCAAACAGUGAUUCAAUAGUAAAACGGAAUCGAAAUCAAGGUGUGUUAGUGAGACGAAGGUGAAGAAGUCGGUAAAGUGGUAGAGAAGGGUAAGGAUAAGAAGAAGAGGGAGAAGAAGCAGCAGCAGACGAAGAAUACGUAAAGUGUGGAUGGGGAUGAGGUGGUCCAUCGUCCUAGCCGUUGUCGUCGUUGUCGUUGUCUCCAAACCGUUUACAGACAGCGCCAGCAAAGUGGAAGUGCUGUAAUCUGCUGAGUGGCCGCUGUACCAACAAUGAGGAGUGGUAGCUCAGAACUUCUGCUCGAGCAACAAGCAGAAGAGCUACGGAAGAAAAAGCUGCUAGAGCUAGCGGCUGCCAAGAAGGCGAAGAAUGGUCCAGCACCCAAGCGAACGCUGCGCGAAAAUGCCAGCUUCUACACGACUUCCAGUUUGGCGUUCCUUUCGGUGACAGCCGGGGCAUCGCUACUGUUUCUGGUUCCUCUCUAUGUCGAUCCGGCAAUCUCGACGCUAGUCGGCGACUUUGUCGAACGGCCCACAAUGUGUGUUACGACGCGGCGCGAAGAUAUGACUGGGUUGUUCAACUGCUCGUGGAGUUCGUGUCGCGAAGGUUGCACCUCGGAUGUGUUCAAGUGCACUCAUAUCUAUGUGACGUUCAUCGACGAUCUGAACUUUACGUUCCCUUUCAAUGCGACGCCCUCGGAGCUGUUCAAUCUGACCGAUAUCGAGCGGUCGGAGGAAGCGAUCCUGCUGGUGAACAUCAAAGGCUGCGGCUACCCGCCGACGGUCAAGUGCAAAAAUUUCACCGAUCUGUACGGCUUCGAGGGCGCAGUCUUUCCGUGUUACUACUCGAAGCAGAAUAAAACGGUCGUGAUGACCUCCUACAACCGGGAGGAACAGGUGCAGACGAUCAUACACUUUUUCGUGGUUCCAUUCAUCAUCACGGUCGUCUCGUCGGUGUUUCUCUGCGUAAUGCACUGUGAUUGUAGAUGUAAGAAGGAACGACGACGACGGCAUCGACACCGGCGGCCUAGGAUAGAGAAUUUAAGUGAUUCAUCGAUAUCGACCCGGGUGGAUAUGCUAACGCCCGCGAUCGAAGUCUACAAGCCACCCCUCUGACACAAGGACGACACCCUGGAGAGCAACCUCGGCAAUCCAUCGACCAGUAGCGAUCUAUGACGAGGUGCACUGUUGCUGGCGGUACGCCACUGUUGCCUGAACUAGUCUAGCGAGGUUCUUCCCCACCCCUUACAUACAGCACCGCCCCAAAAAAAAAGAAGCAUCGUCAACAUGUGCGCGUACCGUAACAUCGAACGUAACGUUUCCGAUGGAUGGACCAGUCUGUGCUUCAUCAGGUGAAUCAAUCGGCAGCAUCGGUGGUAAGUUUUCCCGACACAAAAAGGGUGGUAAAAUCAUUUAUGUGCCACUAGCCUAAAGGGGUAUACCUACAACUAGACAUACGUUAGGGUCAUAAAUUAGAAGCAGAGUACUCAUUAGGGUGAUUCGUACAACAAAAGUUUGAAAAUCUCAACUUUAAAUAACCACCGGAAUGGCUGGAAAUUGAACCAAACUCUAUAUUUAUUUACCA
Molecule: messenger RNA, 2118 nt
Organism: Aedes aegypti (yellow fever mosquito)
Lineage: Eukaryota; Metazoa; Arthropoda; Insecta; Diptera; Culicidae
Gene: Teh1
Product: protein tipE
Exons: 2
Coding region: 807-1649 (280 amino acids)
Biological process (GO): regulation of sodium ion transport
Molecular function (GO): sodium channel regulator activity
Source: RefSeq, a predicted model, not a curated record